AAUCCACCGCCCAAAUUCUAUUUUCAGAAUAUCUUGACCAUCCAACGCCUUAAGGCUUAACCCCUUGUUUACUUUUGACCUUUGAAAAUCUUGACCCCUCAUCCUCACCGUCUGUCGUGCUACUGGUCCACCCAACUUUUCAUGCCCCCACGCCCCUCUGACUUUCCAUUUUCCUCAACCUAUAUAAACCGUGUUUCCUCACGUUUCUGUUUUCAUCGUCAAUAGCUUUGGGAAGCUUCAAACUAUACAGAAUGAGUUGUAGCUCAGAAGAAAGCACGUCUCAGAGGAAAUACAAGGGAGUGCGUCAGCGGAAGUGGGGCAAGUGGGUUUCGGAAAUCCGGGUCCCCGGCACGCAAGAGCGCCUUUGGCUCGGCUCCUACGCUACGCCGGAGGCUGCCGCGGUGGCUCGCGACGUGGCCUUUUACUGUCUGCGAAGAUCACCGUCGGCGUUGGACAACCUCAACUUCCCGCUAAUGUUGCCCUCGAGUGUCCGGACAGACAUGUCGCCGAGGUCGGUGCAGAAGGCAGCCUCGGACGCCGGUAUGGCUAUUGAUGCCCAGUUGAUCGGAUACAAGUUGGCGGAGACGGAGAGCGAAGUGAAGCAAGAUGAAGGUGGUGCGGUUCAUCAUGGCUUGGAGACGGGGUUCUGGGAAUACGUGGAUGGCAAUUGUGAGAUGAAAGAAGGAGAAGCUUUCAGCAUUUCCAUUGAAGAUUAUCUCUGAGCUUGCAGUACUAGUUAUUUUAGCUUUUUACCAUGUGUAUAUAAAUUAAUAUAUGGAAUGGCAUCAUAGUUCCAUUAAUAUGAUAUGAAUACAUGCAAACUCGAGGCUUCCAUUCAAAAGCAACGGCUCAUUUAAGAGGUUGUUUUUGUGAGGCUUUAAUUUCGCCUUGA
Molecule: messenger RNA, 892 nt
Organism: Alnus glutinosa
Lineage: Eukaryota; Viridiplantae; Streptophyta; Magnoliopsida; Fagales; Betulaceae
Product: ethylene-responsive transcription factor ERF020
Exons: 1
Coding region: 252-722 (156 amino acids)
Biological process (GO): regulation of DNA-templated transcription
Molecular function (GO): DNA binding; DNA-binding transcription factor activity
Source: RefSeq, a predicted model, not a curated record